Messenger RNA from Strongylocentrotus purpuratus (purple sea urchin), 2272 nucleotides. RefSeq lists its product as uncharacterized. Lineage: Eukaryota; Metazoa; Echinodermata; Echinoidea; Camarodonta; Strongylocentrotidae. Gene Ontology annotation, cellular component: membrane. The transcript has 10 exons. The coding region runs from base 169 to 2235 and encodes 688 amino acids. Gene Ontology annotation, molecular function: wide pore channel activity. The record is from RefSeq and is a predicted model, not a curated record.
AUCGGUCAGUUUAAUAGUUUGGCGGUGAAAACUAGGGUAACGCGCCAGCCCUCGUCACGUCACGGUUGAAAGAGCACAUCAAAAUAUAUAACCUGGAUCAAAUUUCUUUCAUCACUGAUCAGACCAACUGUGUUCCUGUGAGCAAAGGAGUCUAGAUCUGUUUUCACCAUGGAGACACCACGUAGUGUAUGCAGUUGUGUGUUCACCCUCCUCUUCCUAUUGCCCGCGCUAUCACUGGGCGCUUCUACCAAGCCCGUUCCCGAGCAGGUGAAAUACGUCGGCAUCUCCUACGAUAUCAUCAAGGGAAACCCCGAGGGUAACCAAAACAAUGGAGGGGUCGACCCCGGACUCAUGACGACUCGGCGUGUUUUGAAACUCACUUACGACAACGGGAAAGUGACGGCCGACAACGAGUACCGAGUGCCCGACGAAGUGGAAUUCGUGCGACGUAGUAGCUCUUACACGUCGCAAGAGAAGGAUACGUUUUACGGAACGAAAAGCUACGCCAAGAAGCUUUCCCAUCAAGUAAAUGUCGAUGUUGACGUUCAAGCUGUCUUCGCUAGCUUCCAGUUUGCUGCCAGCCACGAAUACCAGUCCAUCAAGAAUGAUGAAAGUACCAAGGGUUACGUGUACUUCUCAGAGCAAACGAUCCAGAACUACGGCAGUAUUCGCUACCUGACGACCCUGGCCAACACUGACGGGUUCGAGCCCAGUCGAGAGUUCCGUGUUGCCGCCUGCGGUCUGCCCACUACCUAUGAAAGAGAGGCCUACAUGACAUUCCUCUCCGACUGGGGAACGCACGUUGUGACGGAAGCUCUAAUGGGGUCUCGUUCGGGCACAACCUACCGUGAGGACACGUCAUCUUUCAUCAAAGAUUCCACGCGAGAUAUGUCUAACAGCGCAAGUGUUGGAGGUAGCUACAAAAUCGUCUCUGCAUCGUUAUCAGUGAAUAUGGACAGGUUCACCAAGACUGCAGCAUCGCAGGAAAAGUUCGGCAAAGUUUACAAAGAGUUCUCAGUGGGCAGCCUGGAGUAUAAUGAACCCAUCAGCAUAGAUCUCAUCGGGCUCAAUGAAGUGUUGGAUUCCAAGUUCUGGACCAGACAGACGGACUAUGAAACCAGUGGAGAUUGCCCAGCCAACUGGCAAAGAGAAACUAUCCAAGCAAACAUCUUGACAGCUUUCAAUGAUUAUCCUGCAUACAAUGAUGUCACUCCGAGUGAAGACAUUCAGGUAGCAAUGACACUGGCAUGGCCGGAUGGGAAGUACGCUCUUCCAGAGGCGGUGACACUAGCAGGGGAUACGUGCCCGACAACAGCAUUCACAUGGGACUUCGGCAUGCUGUACCAGAACACGGACACAUCCGGGGUCAAUACAUGCUCCAGGGGGAAUCAUCUGACCAACUAUUGUGACGAUGAGUCCUUGAGGAGCUACUACUGCGUCAAGUCCACCCCGAAAGUUUCAACAACCUCGUGGUCUUGGAUGCCUGGUGUGUACUGCAUCUACAAAGUUGGCACAACCUGUCCAGACGGGUUCACGAGUGGUAACAUCAGAUGGAACGACGUAGCUAGAGUGGUUGACCCGGACUAUAACACAAUGCCCGCGGGGACCUAUACCGGUGGACCAACAGAGAUCGAGUACUGUUGCCGUGAAGACGGCAGUGCCAUCAACCCAAUCAUCCUACCAGCGGAGGGCAGCUUUUACCUCAUGAAAUUCCACGGGGCAUGUCAGACGGUACUUGGCAUGACUGUAACGGAGGAAUCUCUCGAGUGGGCUACCAAGGAAGCCAAUCCCGACACGUGGCAGGAUGGCACACAUCCUAAACCUGGCAAUACGGGCCAUAAUGUCAAGAUCUACUACUGCUUCUACCAGCCAGAAACGGUUGCGAAGAGAGGCCUUGGUCUCCUGGCGGAGGAUGCAGGUGAAGUGAAGAAAGAACUAGAAGAAGUCAGAGAGCUCGUCAACUUGCUAGAAAAUCAGCUCGAUCAUAGUAAGAGAGAUGCACUUGAGAACAAGGAGACCGAGGACGAGGAUAGGAGUGUUGAGUUUGAGGAGGUUGAGUUAAGGGAAGACGACAAGGAGACCGAGGACGAGGAUAAGCGCGGUGGGUUGGCGGAGGAGGAGUUAAGGGAAGACGACAUGGCGGGUGAAGACGAAGACAAGAAGUUCGAGGAAAUAGUUCGGGCUAUGGAUCUUGUGCUGCGCCUGCGUGAAAUGGACAUAUCUAAGCUAGGGUAAUAAAGUCUAAAGCUCUUUGGAAGCGCAUAUAGAUGUU